Molecule: messenger RNA, 474 nt
Organism: Mesorhabditis spiculigera
Lineage: Eukaryota; Metazoa; Nematoda; Chromadorea; Rhabditida; Rhabditidae
Source: the annotation of a GenBank genome assembly
AUGGGGGCUGGGAGCUCGCUGGUGAGCCGUCGUGAGAUUCUGCCCGCCCCGGAGGUGGUCACCAAGAAGGGCACGGUACAGGGGAGGAGGAUUCACUAUAAGAAUGGCCCGGUCGCCGACAUCUACCUCGGCAUCCCCUACGCCAAACCACCAGUCGGGCCCCUCCGGGUUCAAGGUGGGUUCGAGUGGCCGGGUGGCGUGGCUCGACCAGUUCAAGGCCGGUUUCACCGACCGGUCGCCCCGGACGGCUGGCACAACACCCUCUCCUGCCGCUCCUACCGCCGCCGAGCCAUCCAGGGUGAUCCCCGCGUGGGAAAUGCUCGUCUCCCGGCUGCCGGCCACCUCCGGGACUGCCUCUACCUCAACGUGUUCACCCCCAAGUUCGAGGCCGGCAAGAAAUACCCCGUAUUCUUCUACAUCCAUGGCGGCGCCCUGCUGAUGGACUCGCCGGCUCAGAUUCAACCGGAGCCCAUU